Kalmanozyma brasiliensis GHG001 is the source of this 750-nucleotide messenger RNA. Its product is annotated as GNAT domain protein. The record is from RefSeq and is a predicted model, not a curated record. The transcript has a single exon. Bases 1 to 750 code for a protein of 249 amino acids. Gene Ontology annotation, molecular function: acyltransferase activity, transferring groups other than amino-acyl groups. Lineage: Eukaryota; Fungi; Basidiomycota; Ustilaginomycetes; Ustilaginales.
AUGACCGCUGUCUCACAGACCUUCAUCAUCCGCCUCGCGCGGCGCAGCGACAUCCCCGCGAUGGCGCACAUCGUCUACGCCGCCAAUCACGAUGCCACCAACACGACCGAGGACGAAAUGAUGCAGAUCGCCGAGCUGGAUAUCGAUCCGACCGUGGGGCACAAGUUGUCGCGCGAUGAGGAGCUGGUGCGGACCGAAGCGCGAUUUACCGAGUUGUUCGACGAGGGUGCGAAUCGAUUUGUCGGCGUAUACCUUCUUCCGACGCUCACGGACGAAGGGGAGAAGGAGAAGGGAAAGGAGAAGCCGGAAGAUGGGGAGGUUGUGCCAGAGGGAGCAGUGUUGGUCGGCCAAGCGGUGUGGUUGAAAGUCGGCAAGGACACCCCGUCUGACCAACCGGCAAUGGAUAAGCUAGUGCAGGACAAGCCGGUCAUGAUCAGUCGCUUCAAAGCACAAAUCACACGGACGAGAGAAGCACAGAUGAAAGGGAGGGACUAUUGGUGGUUGAAGGUCCUCACUGUGCAUCCCGAGUACCAACGACGAGGGUUGGGAAGCAUGCUCGUCAAAUGGGGCACACAAAAAGCGGACGGAGACGGUUUGCACGGAUGGCUUGAGACGAGUCCCAUGGGCCUGGGGGCGUAUCUGAAAGCAGGCUUCAAAGUCGCCGGCAUGGACAGGAUCGACGAGCCUCGAGCCAAGAGAGGCCACUUGGAAUGGCCGUAUAUGAUCUAUGACUCGCGAGGGACGCAGUAG